This is a messenger RNA of Durusdinium trenchii, 654 nucleotides long. NCBI's taxonomy places the organism in Eukaryota, Dinophyceae, Suessiales, Symbiodiniaceae. The record is from the annotation of a GenBank genome assembly.
AUGCGGUUUUUGGUGCCUGGAGUCACCAAGAAGGGCAAAUGGACUGUGAGUUCUGCAGAGGGCAUCGGUGCAGGCAUGGCUGGUGCGCCGGCCAAGCCAUGUCCAAGUCAUGCUGGAGUACCGUGCAGAUUUGUACGGCAGCGCUCUAGCGGCACUUUCACCAAGGGCUUCCCAUUAAAUGGCACCGCUGGACGGGCCUCACCGGAAACCGUGCUGGCCUUGCUGGAGUGCAGGUGCGACCCCACCGAGCAUACGGAGCAAGGCUUCGGCGCGCUGCACUCCGUGGGCGUCUUUGGUCGGGCCAACCUCCGGUGCUUGGAAACCGCUCGUUUGCUCCUGGACUGGCGCGCGGACGUGAAUCUUGCAGCGGGAAACUCUGACUGGAUGAUGACUAUGGAGGUCCUAACAGCACGCAUGCGCGUGGCACUCUUUGGCCUGGCGGACUCCACGAGCUACUCGCGGAAGGUGGCCUCCAUCCAUGGCGCCACGCCGCUGCACAUGGCCGCCUUGCAGGGCGACAAGGGGCUGGUCAAGCUCCUGUUGGAAUAUGACGCGGAGCUUUCGCCGAACAGGCGUGGGGACACACCGGAAGAUUUGGCCCGCGCCUGUGGGCACCACGACCUGCUGCCCAUGCUCUCGGUCUUCCAAGUCUGA